This is a messenger RNA of Dinoponera quadriceps, 5451 nucleotides long. Its product is annotated as LON peptidase N-terminal domain and RING finger protein 3. The record is from RefSeq and is a predicted model, not a curated record. The transcript has 9 exons. Bases 483 to 2657 code for a protein of 724 amino acids. Gene Ontology annotation, molecular function: protein binding. NCBI's taxonomy places the organism in Eukaryota, Metazoa, Arthropoda, Insecta, Hymenoptera, Formicidae.
UGACCUGUGACAGCCGAGGCGUCAGUCCUCGGUGCGCCAGUGUGCCGUGUGGAGCGGUCUCGCGCGCGUGCGUCACGCUCACCGAGCAGCACGACGUGGAUCGCGUGGACGCUCAGCUGUCAAACUCUACGUGUAUCGCUCCGACGAGGACCCCUGCUGGUGAAUCAUCGGCGAGAUUCCUGAGAAAGAGAGAGAGAGAGAGAAGAUCGAGUGUGACGAAUCGCGAUCGGAAUCGCGGAAGCGUGCGAUUCCCGGUGACGGUGUCCUGGUUUCCGUGAUCGUAGCGCGUCCGACGUAACUCCCAGUCGGAUUUUCCGUAAGAUGCGCGCCGUCUCCGACUUUCCGGAGGCGAGCGGUUUCUGCCGCGCGGACCGGCCGACAUUCGACGUGUGCGAGUGAGUGACUGGAGAUCGAGAGGAAUACACGAUCCCGUUUCCCUCGUCCGAAGGGCGACGUGCGACGGGCAAACGCAAGACGACGCGAUGGCGGAGCUCGCCAAGGAGACGUUCACCUCGCGUGACUACCACUUGGCGGCUGAGAUGUACGAACGGAACAGCCUGAAGCAGCAGAACACGAACUACGAGGUGCUGCUCGGCUACGGCGACUCUCUGGCCAAGUGCGGUAACAUCAGGGACUCCGUCGGGAUCUACUCGAGGUGUUUGGCCGCGACGUCCGUGCCGGCCGAAAAGUUAAAGCACUUGGCGACCGCGCUGCUGGACGACAUGGCCGGUUCUGGGCCGACCUCCAGACGGAGGAUCGAGGCGUCCUUCGCGUGCCCGCUGUGCGAAGGCACCCUCUGUCAACCAGUGACCGCCGGCUGCGGUCACACGUACUGCAGGAACUGCGUGGACCCAGCGAAGAAUUGUCGUGUGUGCGGGCUGAAGAUCGUCACGGUGGGUGAGACGAACGUGCUCAUACAGAGACUCGUGGAGAGAUGGUGGCCGCGAGAAGUCGAAGCCAGCCGGGCCAGACACGAAGGUGAUAUUCUCGUGAGGAAGGGUCACCUGGGUCAAGCGCUCGAGAGGUACAACCUGGCGGUUCAUCUCGCGCCGAAUAGCCCGCUCCACCUUAGCAACAGGGCUCACGUCUUGCUCCUGUUGAAUAGGCCUUCAGCCGCUCUCACGGACGCUGAUCAUGCAGUUAGAUUGCGGCCGGACUGGGGCAAGGGGCACUACAGGCGGGGAAUCGCUCUGUCGGCGCUCGGCAGGCACGAGGAGGCGCUCUACGCGCUCUGCAUCAGCGUGGCCAUCGACAAGAACCCGCAGGCUGUGCGCCACGAGCUGACCAAGAUCCUGCACAGAGUGCUGUCGCCCGGAGUGUGUCGACAGAACGUUCUGUCGUCACGCACGCCAUAUAGUCUAACGAAGAGCGCGUCACGCACGAGACGCCGUCAUCAGUUAAUGAAUCCCAAACGCAGCAGACGCGCUGCCCUGAACAGGUCCGACUACGAGGACAACAGCAGCGGCGAGGAGGAAUUCUCUCAGACGAUAAGCAGAAGACUUCGGUCGUCCAUCGCGCCGCAAGUCAACACAAAGCUGCAAGCGAGUCUGGAUCGGGUGUACCAGGACAUGGAAAAAUUCAAAAGAAUCGAGCCGAAACCCGCCGAAGUCCUCUUGCCGCCGCUUUCCGGCGGCACUGCCGGGGAAUUGGAUUGCAUCCUGUGUUGUCGCCUGCUCUGGAAACCCGUCACAACACCGUGCGGUCAUACCUAUUGCUGGAUGUGCUUGGAUCGCUGUCUGGAUUAUUCCUCGGCCUGUCCCCUGUGCGUCACAUCGUUGGCUGACUAUCUAGCCAGCAGCCAGAAAACCGUGACAGACUUCGUGGAGAGAGCACUUAAAACGGUGGCGCCCGCGGAAUACACCUCCAGAGCGGUGAGUCAUCAGCUCGAACUGGUCCAGGGACUGGGUCUUUUGGGUAACGAAGAGAUCGCCAUCUUCAUCUGUACGACCGCCUUCCCGUGCGUCGCCUGUCCCCUCUUCGUCUACGAACCUAGAUACAGGCUGAUGGUUAGAAGAUGCGUGGAAAGCGGAGUGCGCCAGUUUGGCAUCGCAGCGUGUCUCAACAAGGACGCGACGGGCACGAAAAGAUAUGCGGAAUACGGCACUAUCCUGGACAUUCGGGAUCGAGUAUUGCUCAAAGAUGGUUGCAGUAUUCUCAGCACGGUCGGCGGUAAAAGAUUUAGGGUACUUUCCGGCGGCGAGAAGGAUGGUUACGACACGGCGCAGGUGGAAUUUCUCAGGGACACCGUCGUACAGGAGACUCAACUCCUGAAUCUCCUGGAGCUUCAUGAUAAGGUGCGAGCGAAAGGUCGGAGGUGGUGGGACACGGUGCCAAGCACGCAGAAAUCCGAGAUCCAACGGGUGUUCGGCCGCAUGCCGGACACGGAGGAGGACUGGCCGCGUCUUCCGGACGGUCCUUCGUGGGCAUGGUGGCUGCUGGCGAUCUUGCCGCUGGGCCCGCAGCUGCAGGUGGGCAUCCUCGGCACCACCAGCCUGGAGAAGCGGCUACGAGCCAUCGAGAAGACACUCGAUCACAUGGAGCAGAGACAGCCGACCGUCGCGGCCGCGCAUUCUGAACGGACCACGACGUCGUCGAGCAUCUGCAUGGACGGAAGGGCGAUCACGUCGACGGCGAUAUCGAUCGUGCAGCAAUCGUAGAGGGCAAUCGUGGAGGAGCGUCGUUCUGUGAUCUGGUGAUCGUGGAUCCCGUAUUUCCAGCGUUCCGCCGGAAACUUCGAGUAACAGAGAACUGCGAUGCCGAGCGAUUACGUUAAGGUACACAUCGAGUGAUUCUUCAAUUGAACAAGCUCCACGACGUAUAUACGUCACUCGAUGACAUCGGUCGCGAGGCGGCACCCUAAUUUCUCCAAUGAUUGCGCGCGAAUCUUGGGAAGAUUUUUGAAUUUACUUCGACUUUUUUCGAGUAUAUUCCCAGUCUUACUCGACUUACAUUAGAAUUGCCGAUGACGCGGUAUUUUCUUUUUUACGUUUCUAAUAUUUUCCACGUCCAAGUCUGCGGAAGGACAUUAUUCGUCGGUCUCUCGUUGUAAGCUGUUCAUUCAGUCGAUCGAAUCUUUUCUACGUCGAUCUCUCGUUCGUUGUCCUCGCCACGUGAUCCUUCGACCGGCCUUGCGACUCUACUCGACGUACAAAGUAAACCGUAGGACCCGUGAACUCCCGGGAUGCCCUGUGAGAAAAUCGGGUCGGUCGAUCGAACUACGCACGAACUUGCUUCUCCAUCUUCGUCCCGGCGAGGGCUUUUCGCGAGCGACUUCUCUCUUUUUAGGUCUAAGUUAAGUUAAGAGUUCCAGCCCGAACACGCAUCCUUGCAUCCCGUGCUCGCGAAAUCUUCUUCGCUGAGCGUCUUAUCGACGGGACCGCGGGAUAAAAUGACAGGCGAGUCAUUCGCUUGAAUCAAUGCGAAACUCGCAGAUUUCUCAAGCGAAGCAAAAUUUGCCGGCGAUUUGCGGCCACGUCGUGUAACCGUUGACAUAUCUAAGAGAGAUGGAAAGAGGGCCCAUUGUGCGUCCCCUCGAUAAGUCGCGCCGAUCCUCUUCGCGCUAUCGCAAUACGCAAAUCUGUUCUUCCAAAAUAUUAUACGAAUAUAUAUAUUAUGUAUACUUACAUAUAUAUAUAUAUAUAUAUAUAUAUAUAUGUAUACACAUAUAUUUAUGUAUACAAGUACGUAUGCAUACACGUGGCAAUCGGAAGUAAGCGAUCCCGCUUGAAACGUGUCGCAAUCAGCGUGAAUAAUGAAAUCGAGUGUGAUGCGUAGCGUGUUGCGAAUGAAAUAUCUAGUUGAUCGGAAUUCCAGCUUUGGAUUCGGCAAUGUUUAAUUGACCGACUGCGGUGAAAAUUAAGUCAACGCUUUAUCGUUUGAACAAUAUUCAAUAUUCAAUGUAUGAACGAUUAGUCAAUGUUUUCUCUGCUCGUUGAGGGACUUGCUUCCGUUUCACGUAGAUGCAUCGAAAUCUCGUGCACGAAGAUACGUCAGUGAGCGAAUGCAUCGAGUGGAGAACGUGAGACAUCGACGAGGAUGACGUUGAUGACGCGAGGUAAACCUUCGCUUACAUUCAGCUGGCAACCCGGCUCCUUCCCCAAUGAUUCCUUAUGCGCCAAAUGUCUAUGGAUUUUGCAACUUGCGAAUUUGGCGUCGAACGAAUGCCUCGAAUCUCAAAUUGCGCGCGAAUUACGGAAACGACGAAUUCGCCGGCGGCGAAUUCGCGACGUAGUCACACUGGUGCAAUCGCUCCGCGGACGUUCCACGAGAGUCUGCCGGUACAAUCACGCGCAGAAGCGCGAUUGUAGAAAGAAAGAAAGAAUUUGAUAUAUCCGCAGCGAGAUACUCGGAAGAGUAAUUUCGAAUGCGGGCGAAAUCCUCUCGGGCUCUUCGACUCGUCAUUGCACGAUCAUGAAUCACGGGGACUUUUCCGAUCGCACCGACGAUCGCCGUAUAGAAUUUAUAUUACACAACGACGAUCGGCCCGCGCGUCCUCCGCCGCGACCCGAAAUCCCGAAAUCUUUUUGUACCGCUUAGGUUUAUUCCGUCGCUCGUAAGACUUUUCGACUAUGCGCUAGCACAUAAUAAUUUAUUUUCACGACGGUUCUCCAGAUUGUCGAGGACACAGCGAUCGCCUGAGAAGUUAGAAACGUCAUAUCAAUCGCGCAAGCAAAAUAUUUGCGAGAAGCAUAGCUGGUACGUGAUUGUCGUUAUUAUUUUCACAGUUUCCGCCGAUCGUUGAUACGCUGAAUCGCGCCGACCGCUUCGAAAGGCCGAAAAGAAGAAUAAGGGAGACUCCCGGGAAAGGAGUCUCGUUCCUGAGAUCUAAAAUAAUUUAUCAACUCGCUUUUACUCCGUCGCUAAUUAAGAUAAUCAAUGAGUAAUUCUUCAAGAGUGUCUUGUCUAUUGUGGGGAUGAUUUUUUAUGAAUAUAUUAGGCAUAUUUUUUGAUAUCAGCUUACAUGAUAUAUAGUCGAAAGCUCACUCAUUUCUAUAUAAAUGUCAUGUAUAUGUAUACAUCAAUAUUAUUAUUAUUAUUAUUGUUACACAUUAGUUAUUUUACGCGGGAUAAUAAUGACGACAAUCGCUACGAAUCGAUGUACCUCGAGUAUGAACUUUCGAAAGUAUAAGGUAAAAAAGUGAAAUAUAUGGAAGGUUUUUUUAAACGGUCGAUAUAUCGCGUCCCGUACGUUCCGUACGUCUCUACACGCGCGCGCGCGACAAUUCAAGAAGGAAAAGAAAAACAAUGAGAAACAUCCUCUACCUAGAUUUAUAUUCUAUUCUCUAGACUUUUACGAAAUUGUGAAUCAUGCAUUGUGAUAUUACUAUAUAGCCUACCUUGUAUAUUGUUAUUGCUACGUUACAAUUACUACGUAAUGCCACACGACUUUCCAUUUUUACUUCGACAUUUCUAUAUUUAUCUUCAUCUCUUCAUAUGGACAAUAUUGUAAUA